CAGGGGGUCAACCUAUCAGGAUUGGGGACCUUCACAUUUUCUCUGCAGAACUUCAACACAGGACACAGGUUCUCUAAGGUCCAUCAUCCCAUCUUCAUCUUGGCAGGGAAACUAUCCCAGUCUUUAGGGCUACACCAGGUCAGGUGGUUGGCCGAAGCACACGUGCCUGUAGUGCCUCUGAACUUCGCAGCCGUGUCGCAGCAGACGCCCUACAGUCGAGACGUCGUGGAGGGCUGCGUUAGAGAAACUCUGACGGCGCUGCACCGAGCCUUGGCAUCGGAGAGGCACAUAUUCCUCCCCUUGAAGGGAAUUGGAGUUCUGUCCUUCAGGAACAACAAGGUUCAGAUGAAGUUCAGCAGGGAUUUCAUUAAUACAAUCAGUGAGACACAUCAGACGUUAAAAGAUUCCAGGAUGAGAGCUGGGAGCAGUGGUUCCUUGUCAUCUGGUGAAGUCACUGAGCUUCAAAGGCCACAGACUGCCUGCCGCGUCUCCCUCCAAGCUAUCGGCUCUCCUCAGACGGAUAACAAAGGAAUCGGCAAAGAUGGCUCAAACGUUUUGCCAUCUGGGGACCAGAGGAGCAAAAAAGAGGUUCCCCAACAAAGAGAGUCUAAAUCCAAUCAGUCACUGCAGAUGAAAGCUGUUGGCCUGACUGAGGAACUGAAUCCAAUCCCCCCUGCGGUGCCCACAAGCAGUGUGAUACAUGGAGAACUUCCCAAACUGGACCAGCAUCUCAAAAAUGUCAACUGCUCUGGUCAGAUCCCUGCUGAAAGGGAGCUGUGCUACUUGUGCAUACAGCGGGCUCUGAGGAACGUUCCAGAGAACAGACGGGAGCGACAAGACGCAGAGGAGAAAGCUCACGGAAACCUUUUACUGCUUAAAGAACAGCUGAGAGAUGAGCAGGAGAUGGAGCAAGAGCUGGCAAAACUGACUGAGAGGCAUGAGCAGGCAAAGAAGGUGGCUGCGUUCAACUUGCACAUGUCAAGGCAGGAGAAGAGCUCCCGUUUCGACUGUCCUAGAUCAUUCGUAUUCCCGGCUCGACCGGUCACUCCCCCGAAGAGGAUACAGCAGCAUCGUUACAGGAGUGAUCUACGGAGCCAGAUGGAAAGGAGGCAGCAACUCGUGGCUCAGGACCAGCAGUAUCGCCUUCUUACAGAGCGACUUGACCAGAUGCAGCUGAUACAGGAGAUAGCUUUGCAGAGGGCUCAGCAGCUCCAGAAGAAACUGGAGAAAACCAAGCAUUACAGGAAGGCUCUGGACACUCAGGUGGAGGACAAGAUGUUCACAUCAUGUUCUGAGCGUCCGCCUGACAAACCAAGACUAACUCGCUGCGAAACAGCAAUUAGGAGGGCUGAGAGCCGAAAGAGAGCACAAAAGCUCUUUCAGGCGAAUUUCGGCGUUGCCACUCAGAGAAAGACGGAGGAGAUGCAGAAUCGGCGACUACAGCUGGAAACAGAAAAGGAAAUGCUAAAACACACUAAAACAGAGUUAAUGCGGGACACCACCAAUCAUUUUGAAAAGAAGCGUGCCAUCCGAAAAUCGCUGGAGGACGAUUGGAGUCGAAGUGUCGAGCUCAAACAUAGGCGAGAGGAUGAGGAGAGGCGCUUCCUGAGGUCAACUGGAAAACUCCUGGUAGACAAACUCGAAGAAUGCCAACGCUGCUGGAGGUGUAAAAAGAGGACCACCAACUGUGGAGAAACCAACAUAUGGAAGGACUCCCGUUACCUUUCGGGUUCACAGUUUAUGAUCUGAAGCAGAACGACGUUACAAGGAAAACACUAGCAAAUUGAACAAGUCGUUGCUGCAUUGCAGCCCAGUGUAGUAUGCACUAUUUUACCUAUUCUUGGUCACUCUUUCACAAUUAUAAUGCGCGAUUCGUAUCUGCUCUGUGUGUUAUUUGGUUGUUGUUUUUUUGUCGUUUUAGACUGGAAACUUUUUUCAGAGCUCCAUAAUAAGUGUUUCUACGGGAUAAGUUUGAAAUAGGAUUUGACUAUUGUGAGCUUAAUUUCAUUGCUGUGCAUUUAUUAUCAUUAAAUUAAAGAAGCAAAUCUGGGAUGAUGUGAGCCUUGUCAGAGAGAAUCUGUACAAAACAGGCGACUUGUAGUUAGAAAGAUUUGAAGUGGUGUGGAAAUACCCCUACAUACACUGCAGAAUUUAAAUGAAGCUUAAUUAGUACUUAGGAACCUCUUGAAAAACAGUUUCCCUCAGUAUCCCCUACUCUAACCAGCUGCAACCUGAACAGGAUUACUGCAUAUUUUCUGCUGCAGUUACUGUGAAAUGAGUGCAACACCCCCCUGCUUUGCAGUAUUUAUUCUACUUGAAAGCUUUUCUGGGACCACCUGCGAGUUUCUCAGACACCACAACAAAAGUGAGCCAGCAGAAACCCAGUGUGGAAGAUCACUUUCCAUUCUACAAAGAGUGGGGAUUUUUCUUUUGACUUAAAAGAUGGGAAAUGGCAAAACAGACAAAAAAAAGACAACUGGGCCUUUACAGUAUCUCAACAAAACCAUUGUGUUUGCUCUACAUGUCCAGGCUUUCUACAUGGAAGUGAAAAACACGAUGAAAUAACAGAUUACAGAUAAAAACAGCAAGAAAAAAACACUUUUCCCCCAAACUCACCAGCUUUAUCUGCCAUUCUGUUUCACUUCAGGAUAUGCUCUUUUUUUAUAAAUACAAAUAUUACAUUAUUAUUAUGUAUUAUUACAUUAUGCCCCAUACAUUGGGUUCACGUAAUAUUAGUUUUACAUUAGUGGUAACUAAUUACGGAGGGCCCCGAGCUACAUUGCCCUCUUUAUAUGUGGGAACCCUUUUAGAAAGCUGUCUGCACCGUCUCUAGGAUCACAAAUAGAAAUUCAGUAAUAUCUAAAGCUGAACUGCGCCUUUCUUAGUUGAGCUGAACCCCAAUGCCACGCCUGUAACCCACACUAUGCUCCGUAAUUGCUCAGUGAAAGUCAUAAACUGCACUAAAUAGACAAACCCGUUUCAAAUAACGCCUUAGGGAGGAGACUUCAACCAGACAGACUGCACAUAUUGGUAAAAGUGCUGCAGCAAAAACAGAAAAACAACAAAAAUGACCAAACACAUAUUCUCAGAGGAGCUUUAUUUGAACCUGUUAAUUAAUCGUUCCAAAAGUGUCAGUGUGAUUAAUUGUUAGCGUAAGCAGGGGCGGCCCUACCCUGUUUGAUGCCCCGUGCGAAUAACCUGCUUUAAAUUAUUUUUUCCUAUUUUAGUUUUAGAUAAAC
Messenger RNA from Poecilia reticulata (guppy), 3239 nucleotides. The record is from RefSeq and is a predicted model, not a curated record. NCBI's taxonomy places the organism in Eukaryota, Metazoa, Chordata, Actinopteri, Cyprinodontiformes, Poeciliidae.